Pocillopora damicornis (cauliflower coral) is the source of this 1995-nucleotide messenger RNA. RefSeq names its product T-complex protein 1 subunit gamma. Gene Ontology annotation, molecular function: ATP-dependent protein folding chaperone; ATP hydrolysis activity; ATP binding. The record is from RefSeq and is a predicted model, not a curated record. Gene Ontology annotation, biological process: protein folding. Lineage: Eukaryota; Metazoa; Cnidaria; Anthozoa; Scleractinia; Pocilloporidae.
AUUCCAUCACUGUGAUGGCCCAUACAUUUUUUAAAUGAUCCUUAACUUUUAAAAGGUAAGGUCAUAUUUCUGUUCUCCUUCCCAAUAUCUGAUGUAGUCAGUCUAAAGAGUCUUGUUAUUAGCACAAUCCCAUCAUUAGUGUAAUUAGUGUUGUGGUGGUGACGUUUCAGCUGGCGAAAUGAUGUCAGUCGCUCAGCAGUUUCUUGAGGAUCAGAUGCAUCCCACAGUAAUUAUUGGAGCUUACAGGCAAGCCAUGGAUGACAUGCUCGAGAUUUUGAAAGAUCAAAUCAGCGUUCCAGUUGAUGUUGAAAAUAGGGAGGAAAUGUUGAAGAUUGUAAGAAGCUCUGUGGGAACAAAAUUUGUCCAUCAUUGGGGAGAUUUGGCUUGUAACAUAGCUUUAGAUGCAGUACGAACUAUUGCAAGAGAUCAAGGAGACACAAAAGAGAUAGACAUAAAAAAUUAUGCCAAAGUGGAAAAGAUCCCUGGAGGUGAACUUGAAGAUUCAUGUGUUUUAUCUGGGGUCAUGGUUAACAAAGAUGUUACUCAUCCAAGAAUGAAAAGGAGAAUAGAAAAUCCUAGGAUAGUUCUUUUGGAUUGUUCUCUGGAGUACAAGAAAGGGGAAAGUCAAACUAGCUUAGAAAUAUCCAAAGAAGCAGACUUCAAUCGUAUUCUUCAGCUAGAAGAGGAGUAUAUCCAAAAAGUUUGUAGUGAUGUUAUAGCCUUAAAACCUGAUGUUGUCUUCACAGAAAAAGGAGUAUCAGAUCUUGCCCAGCAUUUCCUUGUGAAGAACGGAAUAACAGCAAUACGCCGUAUAAGGAAAACAGACAACAAUCGUAUUGCCCGCGCAUGCGGUGCAACCAUUGUGAACAGAACAGAAGAACUGAAAGAAGAAGAUAUAGGCACUGGGGCUGGAUUGUUUGAAAUUAAGAAGUUCGGGGAUGAGUACUUUUGUUUCAUAACUGAAUGCGAGAAUCCCAAGGCUUGCACAAUCUUGCUAAGAGGAGCCAGUAAAGACAUCUUAAAUGAGGUUGAACGUAACCUUCAUGAUGCCAUGAAUGUAGCGCGGAAUGUCAUGUUGGAUCCCAGACUGGUGCCAGGUGGGGGAGCUGCCGAGAUGGCUCUUGCCCAUGUGUUAACAGAGAAAGCUAAGUCAGUAGCAGGUGUUCAACAGUGGCCUUACAAAGCAGUUGCCAAAGCUCUGGAAGUGAUUCCACGUACUUUGAUCCAGAACUGUGGAGCUAACACUAUCAGAACUCUCACAGCACUCAGGGCAAAGCACGCAGUAGAUAGUAACACAACCUGGGGUGUUAAUGGCGAGACUGGUGAAAUCACGGACAUGAAUACUCUUGGCGUAUGGGACACUUAUUCUGUUAAAGCACAAACUUUCAAGACCGCCAUUGAGACGGCCAUGCUUUUGCUGCGGAUUGAUGACAUUGUGUCGGGAACUAAGAAAGCCAGUGGAAAGGAAGGUUCACAGUCAGGAGCUGCUCCUACCACAACGCCAGAAGAUUGAGACGAAUAACUGUGACGAAUUGCGAAACCAAACCAGCAGAGAGCCAUUAUCUUUGCCAAUAAACCGACAGCUAGGGCGUGGUUUGCUCAAGCGCUUUCGCGAUAACAAAAUUAGUUUCAUAAUGCCGAAGAGUUCUUUCAACCACAACGACUCAACAUCUGAGUCUUUAAGUUAGUAAAGUACCCUGAAACCAAGAUUCACAGCAGUCAAUAUAAAGAUUCUGUGUCUUCAUGCUGUCUCUUAACGUAAUUUGUUUGCAGCUUGAAGAUAACGGUGGACAUGGACCUUCCCUUUCAUUUCAAAUGCAUCUUUAAAAAGAAAUGAGGAAAAUGGCUACCAUCUUUUCUGGUUUCUUAUUCAAUUAUUUAAAUCUCUAAAGCGCUCCCUUAAGUGCUCACAUUCUCUCUCGGGUGUUCAGUGAAGAUUGAAGUCGGUAUUGUGUUGAAAUCGGUAAAAUAUAAUAAACCAACCAUGAAAAAUGA